GCGGCUAAGUGUAUGUACCAGCUAGUGAACGAGGCACCAUUUAUGUCUACAACAGAGAUGGAGACAGUGGUGUCACUAUGUUACCGAGCCCUAGAUGGUUCUAACUACGAUGCGAGAUACGCUGUGGCAGAACUGCUUGGAAAUCUCUGUGCAACCACACUCAAUCCUAAACCAAAUACUACUGCUGCACGCAGUAAGCCUGUGAAGUUGGAAGAUGUACUGGGUCUGUUAUCGGCGGGGUUCCUGCGUGGAGGAUUUGGCUUCCUGAAGAGUAGUAGCUCCAGUAGUAGUGCUGGAGUUAACAGGGAGAUCAGGGUCGGAGUUACUCAUGCUUAUGUCGAGUUUAUCAAAUGUAUGGGAGGACUGUGGCUGGAGAGAAAUAUUUCUACCUUCCUGAACCAUGUAUUGGAACUUGUUGCCAACCCUCGUGCCACACCAACCCAUGUGGAUGCUGUGUAUGCAAGGAAGUGUGUGUCAUUUAUCAUCCGCUCUGUGAUCGGUGGACUGCUCGGAGAAAAAGCACAGAUAGCCGCUGCUAAGGAGAUCUGUCAGAUUAUCAUCAAACAGAUGAAUGUUGUUGGUGAAGCGGGUGCUGAUGCUGCUGACAGUAAGGGUACUACUGCUGAUAUAACAGGAAGUCAGCAUGUCCUGGUAUGUGCUCUACAUGAAUUAGGAUGUCUAGUUCUCAGCUUAGGCACCUCAGCCAGUCCUCUAGUGGCUGAACCUGCAACAGGCAUUAUUGAACCUGUGGUGUCAGUAUUGAUACAUCCGAGUGCUUCGGCACGUCUGUCAGCAUCUUGGUGUCUGGGUAGUAUCUCAGUAGCUCUGCCGUCUCAACUCACACCCCUUGUUGAUAGAUGUAUAGAGAGGAUGAACAAGUUAAAAUCCUCCCCGGAGGCAGUGUCUGGAUAUAGCAGUGCUCUCACAUCCCUGCUUGGUAGAGUGUACCAGUGUCCUCUAGGUAUUCCACAUGCCAAGGGAAAGCAAAUCUUCAACAUAGCAGAGGAAUUACUUCGUACAGCAUCACAAAACAGUAGACUGUCUCUACAGCGGACACAGUCCGGUUGGUUGUUGCUAGGUGCUUUGAUGACUUUAGGUUCACCAGUAAUAAAGGGACACCUGCCUAGAAUGUUGUUGCUAUGGAGAAAUGCAUUCCCCAGGUCUGUAAAGGAGCUGGAGUCGGAGAAAGCAAGAGGAGAUUCCUUCACCUGGCAGGUCACGUUAGAGGGACGGGCUGGAGCACUGGGAGCGAUGUUGAGCUUCCUGCAGCACUGUAGAGAACUGAUAACAGAAGAUGUGAUACGUAGAUUACUAGCACCAUUAGAAUGUACCCUGACAAUGUUGGCACACAUGCCUGGAGUGAUAAAGAUGUAUGGAACACAUCUAAAGGCCAGUGCUGCCAUGGUCAGACUCCGCUUAUAUGAUGUUCUAUCAAUGCUACCACCACAGUCAUAUGAAGGUACAUACACGAGCUUGCUACGAGAACUUGUGGCAGAAUUCACUCUCACUGACAAUCCUGCAAACACAACUACAUCACUGCUGCGAUCCCUGUGCCACGUUGAUGACAGUGUUAUACUUGGAUCUUGGUUACAGGAAACUGACCAUAAAGCUGUUGAAGAUCAGUAUGAACCAAAUCGUAGAGUCAACCACGACAUACUUCAGCCAAAUAGUGCAUCAGGAUCUGGAGCAUUGGAGCAUGAUGCCCACUCUCUCUUCUACAGAUGUCCUUCUAGUGAUCCUAUCCCUGGACCGUUACCACUCGGUGUUGCCGUAAUUGACAGUUCUGUACGUCUUUAUGGAUUGAUAUUUCCGAGAGUUGCCCACAAACAUCGUUACCAGAUGUUACAACAUUUUAAUGAAUGUAUCAAGCAGGCCAAGUCUACGAGACAGCAGGCAGUUCAGAUGAAUAUAUUUACAGCUGUUCUUUGUGCACUCAAGAGUCUAUCAGACACCAAGACAAAGCUAGGUCCUGAUGAAGUUAAAAAAGCUGCAUUUAAUCUUAUAUUGGGAGCUUUAAGUAGUACAAAUCCUAUAUUGAGAUGUGCCGCUGGAGAAGCUCUGGGCAGAAUGGCUCAGGUGGUUGGAGAUAGCAAGUUUAUAGCAGAAAUGGCACAGUACAGCUUUGAUAAAUUGAAGUCUGCCCGGGAUGUGGUUAGUCGUACUGGAAACUCUCUAGCCCUUGGUUGUUUACAUAGAUAUGUAGGAGGUAUGGGGUCAGGUCAGCAUCUCAACACAAGUGUAUCAAUACUUCUAGCACUGGCGCAGGACUUCAACUCACCUGUUGUACAGGUUUGGGCAUUGCAUGCUUUGGCCCUAAUAGCAGACAGUGGUGGUCCAAUGUUCCGGGGUUAUGUAGAGCCGACAUUGUCCCUUGUCCUACAGUUACUGUUGUCAGUACCCCCCACUACAGUUGAUGUACACCAAUGUCUGGGCAAAUGUUUGUCUGCUCUCAUUACAUCUAUAGGACCUGAGUUACAAGGAAAUUCUGGAUCCAUAGCAACAGCUCGAUUGUCUUGCCUGGUAUGUUGUGCCAUUAUGCAGGAUCACUCUGACUCCCUUGUGCAGGCUGAGGCUGUUGCCUGUUUGCAACAGCUACAUAUGUUUGCACCCAGGCAUGUCAACCUGGGGACUCUUGUACCACAUCUUUGUGAAAAGUUGGUUAGCUCUCAUUUAUUGUUGAGACGAGCAGUGGUAGCAUGUUUACGGCAGCUGGUCACACGUGAGGCAAAAGAAGUGAGUGUGCAUGCACUUGCCCUUGCAUCAGACGAGGCAGAAAAGAUUGAAAAGUUUGGUAUAACAGAGACUGGAAUGGAGGGGAAGUUGUUUGGAAUGUGUGAUACAGAGGUAGAUGGCAAACUAAUAUCAGAUCUUCAGGAUACACUUGAAAGUUUGUUACAGACUCUAGCCACAAAGGACCUGACUAGAUGGUUGAAUCUACUGCGGGAAAUACUCUCUUCAUCUACAGAUGCAACAAGUGGUCAGCAAGAUGAAACUCAAGGAAACGUAGGUGAUGACGAGGAUGAUGAUGAAGACAACGAAAAUGAUGCUGAAGAGUUCACUGCUCCUGAAGUUGAUGUUACACAUCCAACUGUUGCACCUAGGUGGCCAACCAGAGUGUUUGCUACAGAUUGUCUGAGAAAGAUUGUUGUAGCCUGUGAGGAAGACUUGACACAUUUUGAUCUUGAAUCAGCGAGAGAGGCAAAGAAAGAUGGGAAAGGUGAUUUCCUUGUGUUACAUCUGUCAGAGUUGGUCCGAAUGUCAUUUAUCGCCGCAACAUCAGACAGUAAUCAGCUACGUCUAGCAGGUCUGGCCGCACUACAGGACAUCAUCACCAAAUUCUGUAAUGCUCCCGAGCCAGAAUUCCCUGGUCAUGUGAUUCUAGAACAGUAUCAGGCACAGGUGAGUGCUGCACUACGUCCUGCAUUCUCACCAGAAACACCAUCUGACGUAACUGCUGCCGCAUGUGAUGUAUGCAGUACAUGGAUAGGGAGCGGGGUAGCGAGAGAUCUGAAUGAUUUGAGACGUGUUCAUCAACUGCUGGUAUCAUCAUUGGGUAAACUUAAUGCUGGCAAGUCCCAGUGUGCAUUGUACAACGAAUCUGCAUCAACCAUGGAAAAAUUAGCUGUACUCAGAGCAUGGGCAGAGGUGUAUAUAGUAGCUGUAAGUCGUGAGCAUGGGAAUCCAGACACCUUACUUAAAUCUACUGAUGAAGAUGACUUUGACAACAAAGGGGAAAGUUUACUAACACUGGUGCAGUCAGAGUUACCUACCUUGAGUCAGAACUGGUUUCUUGCACUCAAAGAUCAUGCCUUGUUAUCUCUUCCAACAGAGUUUUCUGGUCAGUUGCCAUCAGAGGGUGGAGCAUUUUACCAUGUGGACACCAUUGACUCAGCACGACCCCACUAUAGGAAGUCAUGGCCCUCAAUUCUACAUGCCCUAGCUAUAUGGCUGAAAGAAGCUGGCUUUGCAAAACUGAACAAAGAUAUGGGACAUCCUGGAGGGGAAUCACAACCAACAAAUGCUCCUGCAAAUCUUUACUCGGAGGAAGCAAAUGCUGAAAGGCUGUAUCUCAUCAUUGGUAUAUGUGUGGAAGCUAUGUGUAAUACGACUAUUCAGUUACCACAACAAACUGCUGAGACUUGUCUACAUGCAAUACACGCCCUGCUGGAGUCCCCCUGGGCUCGAGCUCAGGUGGCAAAAGAUCCUGUACUGUACAAGGAACUGCUUAACGUCAUGCAUAGAGUGUUUUUAACUCAUCCUGGUGUGAAGGUACAUCUAGCUGUGAUGGAUGUUGUCAGAUGUGUCGUCAAAGCAGCACAAGAACAUCUAGAGUUCCUUAAACAAACUGAAGAAUCAAAAUCUGACAAUGAAUCAAAGGAAAGAAAAAUACUGCUGCCACCUGGUGGUGAGGGUGGUGAAACAGGGGAAAUAAUUCCUGGUCAGUCUAUAGUAUUUGCUACCCUAGAAGUGUGUUUAGGAGUACUGUCACGUUGGGUACCAGCUCUGAACCCCGCAGCACAGAACACUGGUUUCCAGGUACCAAAGAAACCCUCCCAUAUGACAGAAGAUAUGUCACAACUAAUCUCAAAUGUUGUACAGGUGCUAGCUGAGCUGCCAAACCUAUGUUCUAUCCCAGGGAGUUUAGCUGUUCUUCCAACUGUAUUUCACCUCAUACUAGCAUUGCUGAGAGAGAUGUCGCCUAAAUCUAUGGACAAACAGAACAGUGCUGUAGUCACUGUGUGUAUUAACUGUAUGCGGACAUUGCUUAGCUCAAAAGGUUAUGAGAGUGAUAAGAAAUUACCUGACUGGCAUAAACUCAUACAGAGUUCUUUAGCUACUGUGAUAAAAAAUUCUAUAUCUGAUGCAGACUAUCCUGGUAUGGAUGAGACAACAUAUCUCUACACCAUAACUGUGUUCAUUAUUUGUGCAUCUCGUGUAAUCAACAGAAAUCUUGUGUUAGUGAAACCCUGCAUAAAGGCAUAUCUAGACUGCUGGCAGUCAGAUCAUACACAUGUUAGAUUAAAAUGUUGUCAGCUGUUUACAACACUGAUCUCUCAGAUCAGUUCUGAAGAUGCCAUGCCUUACAUACAUAUAAUGGCACCCAAGAUCAUCGACUACUUAUACACAUGCAGCACAAGCCCACCGAGUACUGACCUUGAGAAAGAUCUACUCCUUGCUUCGAUCAACACAUUUCAAAUGUUAAUUGGAAUUGCUGAAGAAAGUAAAAGAAUAACAUUACUCACAGUGUUCCUUCCCAUUCUUGUAUCAUACCUUCUUGAUGAGAAAUCUCUACCAACGGCCAGUAAAAUUGCCCGUAAAAUUCAUGAUGAAAGCCUGUCACAUCUGAUGAAGAUAGGUCCACAGUAUCCAGCCCAGUUCCGAGUGAUUAUGACAAACCAGACUGAACUGAAAUCAAGGCUUGAGACAGCGAUCAAAGUUAACCAAGAAGCUAAGAGUGCUAUGAUCAAAGCUCAGGAGAAAGCAAAAAUUGCUGCUCAACCAACUAAACCAACAAUCACUCUGAAAACAAAUUUUGGAAGUUUUGCUUAGGACAACACUUUGCUGUAUGAAAGAAUUCUCGAGUUAAACUCUCCUGAUCAGCUUGUUCCAAGGUUAUAUAACAGAACGCAGCCGUGCUGUAUUUUACAGAAGUAACCAAUCAGAUUCUAGAACUGUGAGACCUUAGAGUCGUGAAUAUGUAAAAUAUAUAGCAUGAUAUCACACUUUUUUCACUGCUCGAGUUUAAGACAUACAUUGACCUACUCGUGAUAUUGUUAUGGCCUAUAUUGCUGAGUUAGUGAGAAAAAUUGAAUCAGAUUUUUAAAACCAUCUAUAAAAUUGUUAAACCUUAGCUUGUUUGUAGUAUAAAAUAUAUUUCUUUCAUCAUUAGCAAUAAUUUUAGGCCCAAUAAUGUGUCUGUAAAACCAGUGUUGCAUGGAUAUUACUUUUAUUUUCAGUGUAAAACUACUUGUAUAGCUAGCAACUGCUUAUUGACAUACAUGUUAAUGAGAAUACACACAUGGUGUAUCACCAUCAUAUAAAGUUAUUUAUUAUAUCUGUUAUGUAAUGGUGCUACUGUAUUAUGUUACCUAUACAAUCAUAUGUACAGUUCUCACACUGUUCCAUUUUGAAUAAAUCACAAAAUCAACUACAACAUAAAAAACAACAUUGUAAAAUAAGUUUCAUCGUUUACUGUUACCAGGGGAACAGUUUAAACUGGAGGUGUGAUAACUACAUUAUAGAAAAGUUCCAGUGAGGUAGAAAAUUUGAGAGACUGAGGUAGCAUGUGACUUUCUGAUCAGAGACCAGAUGUUGACAGGGAGAAUGGAGUAGAAGAACUGUCAUUCCUUGAUUGGGGACAAUAAUUGCAGUGGAAAUGUAAUAUUUGUGCAAUAUAGAAAUUCAACAUGAAAGGAGUAACUUUACAUUUCUUAAACUAGAUAGUUUAGGAACUGUAAUCAUUCAUCUAUUUUCAAAUUGUCUUUUUAAAGAUAUUCCAGUGAAACUGGAUGUAACUGGAUAAGAUAUGGAGGUACUAGACUACCUGCAGAUAUAUCCAUUGCUGUGGAUGAUGACAGAAAACACAACCUCAGUAACUACAUAGGCAGAGACUGUUUUCUAUCGGUUUUCCCAGCAGUGUGCCAUCAAAACAAUGUUCCAGAAUUGUCUGAUCAAAUAAGAAAUUGUAGCAUAAAGUAUGUUGCAUGUUUCUGAAUCACUGCUGUCCUGCCAUAUAUAGAAAAUUCAUGCCAUUAUUUUACUGUAACAUGUUUGAGAAUUUGUACUGUCUCAGAUAGUACCAGUGAUUUUGUUAGACAUAAAAUAAGCCAGGAUGAUUGAAAGUGCAGUUUUAGAUUUUACUAGAUUUUUCAUACUAGUAUACAUCGGAUGAUAGAAUAACUCAGAUCAUUGCCAAUGCUAGUGUAUUGUAUGAUUCAAGCAUGUUCUUAAUUGUAAUAUUUCAGUUUUAAACUUUUGAAGAAAAUACAACAAAACUGUAGCAGGAAGUCAUCAGACAUUUCUCAAAUAAUAUUACAAAAUUAACUUAAUGAAAUAUAACUUUUUUAUUCCAUAAAAAAUGCUUUUUGCAAUUAUUAUAACAUGUAUGAAUAUAGAAAAAAGUUCUAUGUUCACAAAAGCUUUUAAAUUAAUGGGUUGAAAAUCCUGAAACAGACCUUAUCACAUGGGGACAAGAAGGAAAUGAAGAAGGCAAAGUUAAAACAAGUCUAAUUUUAGCAGUAUUAUAUUUUGAUUUGGACUGUUCAGAAGUUAUUGGCUUAAUAAUGUUAAGUUUGGUGUGUUGUGUUUGAAUCUUUUGUAGAUGAACUGAACAGUACUGAAAGGAAUUUCUAAUAUUUGUUAUUUUUCUGUCAAUGAAAUGAACACAUAUCAUGUGUUGAAGCUGAUUGUUGAUGGCAUUUAUUAAACAGGUUGAUGUAUUGUUUGAAUAUAUACGAGAGGUUGUAUUUUAAUGAAAUGUAAUUUUAUUCAAUAAUUGAAAGAGAUUUUAAACUGUACAUAAUUUUUAUUAUGCCAAAGGCUUUUUACAAAAUAAUAAUAUAUAUAUGAUAAAAUGUGAAAACUUUACAUGUCUUUGACAGUUUUUUUUACUGAAAUAGUGUUGAAUACAUUAUAAACAUUGAAAUACUGUGGAUAUUUAGAAUAUAUCUAUUGUAAUUCCUCUAUUAAGUAGGAAUAUCAUGUAAUGAAAUUUAUCUAUAAUCCUAAACACAAUUCAUCACUGAGUAACUGUUCCUUGCUUAUUGCAAUAUUUCAUCUAGUUAGACCUGCAGUGUGCCCAUUUUCAUGUUGGAAGAAACAGUGAAACUUCCCUUAAGAUUUACCUGCCAUUUCUGGAGCACAAGGAUUUGCAGUUUGAAAUAAUCCAAAAAGUAGCUAGCUUUAAAUAACAUGUUCUCUUGUAAAAUUCAUUACAGAAGAAGUUAUGCAGAUUACAUAAAAGUUACUUUUUUAUCAAAUAUUUUAGUGUCAUUACAGCUAUCACCAUCAAUGGUCAUCAGACUUGAAACUGGUGAAAAAUGUUAAUGGAACUGUGAACCAUUACGCAUGACAUUCCUGCUUAUUAGAUUCUGUGAAUGUGUAAUAGGAAAUAACUACAGUAACUAUGAUUAAUUCUGAAAGUACAAAUACAGAUGUAGUACCAGUACAUGAGUAAUCUUGCAGAGAAGUGUUUGGAUGAUGAUACUGUUUAAUGCUUUUUGUUAGUUGUUUCAUACAUAUGUAUAUAUUAUAUGUUUGUAAAGAUGCUCAUAGUUGGCUCUGUAACUUGUAAGGCUUCAUGUAUAUUUUUGCAUUCUUGUAAAAACUAUCUGUUUGUACAAACUGUAUAUCAAAUAAUGCAGUAUAUAACCAUUGAAGAAAACAAACUAUG
Messenger RNA from Mercenaria mercenaria, 8392 nucleotides. Its product is annotated as HEAT repeat-containing protein 5B-like. The transcript has 34 exons. The record is from RefSeq and is a predicted model, not a curated record. The coding region runs from base 13 to 5550 and encodes 1845 amino acids. NCBI's taxonomy places the organism in Eukaryota, Metazoa, Mollusca, Bivalvia, Venerida, Veneridae. Gene Ontology annotation, cellular component: Golgi apparatus; endocytic vesicle; membrane. Gene Ontology annotation, biological process: endocytosis; intracellular protein localization; retrograde transport, endosome to Golgi.